Messenger RNA from Hordeum vulgare subsp. vulgare (domesticated barley), 1479 nucleotides. RefSeq names its product GDSL esterase/lipase At4g10955-like. The coding region runs from base 118 to 1215 and encodes 365 amino acids. The transcript is spliced from 2 exons. The record is from RefSeq and is a predicted model, not a curated record. NCBI's taxonomy places the organism in Eukaryota, Viridiplantae, Streptophyta, Magnoliopsida, Poales, Poaceae.
AAGAAAUCGCCGUGUAUACAACCCAAGCCGUUGACGAAACCGAGUACCCUACGGCUUCCUUCCUCGCCUCCUCGGCGCGUCGUCGCCCGCCCCCUCCUGCCCUUUCCUUCCCCGCUAAUGCACCGCCACUCCUCCGCCCAAGAGGCGCAGGCGAUGGGGAGCAACGGAGGCGGCGGCGCCAAGCCGCCGGCGUGGGAGUUCCACGCCACGGGGCCUCGCAACCUCUCCAGCCCCGGCCGUGCUGCCUGGAAAAAUCCCAACUACAGAAGAAUUGCAAUCUCAUGUUUAGUGCAGGCCGCGUAUGUACUGGAGUUUGACAGGCAAGAGAACAGAACUGGUGAAACCGCCAUUGCUCCUAACUGGUGGAAACCAUUUAAGUACAAGCUGGUGCGCCUUCUAAUUGAUUCCAGAGACGAAUCCAUAUAUGGGGCACUUCUAGAAUGGGACCAGGUUGCUGCACUAUCAGACUGGAUAAUGCGGAGACCUGAUGGCGCUCCAAAGGCUGUCCUGGCACUGAGGGGAACUGUCCUGAAGCAGUCCACUGUUGCGAGAGACUUGGAGGAUGACCUCAGGUACUUUGCUCAGGAGAGCUUGAGGGGUUCUGUCAGGUUUGCUGGAGCAAUGGAGGUGCUCAAGUCGGCAAUCGAUAAGCAUGGAAGCAACAAUGUGUGUGUUGCGGGGCAUUCCCUAGGGGCAGGAUAUGCUAUGCAGGUUGGUAAGGCUUUGGCGAAGGACGGAGUCUUUGUAGAAUGCCAUUUGUUUAACCCACCAUCAGUGUCACUCGGCCUGGGCCUGAGGAAGCUUCAGGAUAAAGUCGACAAGGUAUUGAAGCGAUACAUCAGCGGCAGCUCUUCUAAUGCUGUUGAAAUUUCUAACCAGGGAGAGAAGGGGGAAACUGUCUCUGAAAUUGGAGAAGAAAAUCUGAUCAAGGAGGUGAAGAGAUGGGUGCCGAACCUCUACAUCAACAACAGCGACUACAUUUGCUGCUUCUAUGUUGAUCGUAGUGGUGUACCCACUGUUACGGCCGAGAAACGUGGCGAUGGUCACCCUGAGACACGUGCCAAGGUUUUUGUGAUUGCGAAAGGGCCGCAGAAGUUUCUAAAAGCUCAUGGGCUGCAGCAAUGGUGGCUGGAUGAUUCCGAGCUCCAUCUGGCUGUGCAUGAGAGCAAGCUCAUGUAUAGGCACCUCAAGUCCCUGUAUGUGAAAGAAACGUAGCGAAACCAAUGUCAUUGUGAUCUCUGUCUCCUGUUGUCGCCUGUUCUGUAGUCAAGUAAGCUUUUAAAGCUUUCAUGAACUUAUCCAGUUCCUGCAAACCUUUUAGUCAGUUGACGCGUAUCAAUUAACCGUCAGUAUGAAAUGUGAGUAUUACAUUAUAUACUGACUUCAACUCAAGGAUCAGGCUUUCUACUGUUGUGUUGCUUUGCCUCUGGCAAGGCAUGUGAGUUUCCUGUGUUAGAGUAAAACGAGAUUGAAUGUGAA